AUGAAGACCGCAUUUAUUGUGUUUGCAAUACUGGCCUGUUCAGCGCUGGCUGAAGACAGCAAAAAUGCAGCGAAGAAAAACGAGACCGCGGUGGAAGGGCGAGGCCUCUUCUUGGGCAGCAACAAUGGAUUCCCUGGCUGUCCACCAUGCCCGUGCGGGUACGGUGGUGGUACCGGAGGCUUGCCUGCUGCAGGCCUUGGUUCAGGAGUUGCCUUAGGCUCUGGUGCCGGCGUCGGCCACGGAGUCGGAGCAGUAGGUCUCGGUUCUGGUCUCGGAGUCGGUCCCGCGGCCGGAGUAGCAGGGCUCGGUCAUGGUGUCGCCGGUUCCGGGCUCGCACUUCAGCACGGAGCAGCCGGAGGAACCCACGGUGUCAGCAUUACUCCAGAAGCCGGCGCUGCAUCAGCCGGCCUUGGAGACGCAGGAGUUGGUCUCAUCGGUGGGUCCAGCCCCGUCCUCACUCCUGGCGCUGGCGUCGGUUCUAAAGUCGUUAGUGCUGGGGCAGGAGUAGGCGCAGGACCUGCGGUUGGACCCGUAGGGGGUGCUGGCUUCGUUGGAACUCCUGUCGUCCCUGGCGCAGGCAUCGGGGCUGGCACUGGGGCUGGUCAUCAGUCAGCGGCUUCCGGCCACUCGGGCUUUCAGACUGGCUCCGGAUUCGCCACCAAGGCCGGUGGGCACAAGGCUGGGCAGGGAAGCUUCGCCUACAAUGUGGGUGGCUCAGACAGCAACUCAUACGGCCACAGCAGUUCUUAUGGCGACUCAAAGAGCUUCGGCCUGAGCUCCAGUGAAGGUUUCAACCGUGCCCGAGGUCAGGGCAGCCACGGAAGCGCCUUCAACAAGCAGGCCGCCGGCUCAGAAGCCUCAAGUCAUAGCUCCGGGGUCAAGACAAAGGUGGUCGUUUGAAAAAUGUAGGCUUACUUCUUCUUAGUCGACGUAUUUAGCCAAAGAAACACCGCUUGUGGAAAGGAAAUAAAAAUAUAUUUUUUUAA
This is a messenger RNA of Dermacentor albipictus, 986 nucleotides long. The record is from RefSeq and is a predicted model, not a curated record. Lineage: Eukaryota; Metazoa; Arthropoda; Arachnida; Ixodida; Ixodidae.